Messenger RNA from Chlamydomonas reinhardtii, 3148 nucleotides. RefSeq lists its product as uncharacterized. Gene Ontology annotation, biological process: carbohydrate metabolic process. NCBI's taxonomy places the organism in Eukaryota, Viridiplantae, Chlorophyta, Chlorophyceae, Chlamydomonadales, Chlamydomonadaceae. The transcript has 15 exons. The coding region runs from base 250 to 2748 and encodes 832 amino acids. The record is from RefSeq and is a predicted model, not a curated record. Gene Ontology annotation, molecular function: hydrolase activity, hydrolyzing O-glycosyl compounds.
GACCACACAGUGGCGUUGCAUCAAAUAUAUAACUUCAAUACUACGUGCUUCGACCAAGGUCCAAGGCACUGCGAAUGGCGCGCGCUAUGCUUAUAGUGAUUACAUGAUAUUUUCUAGCGCGUUGGUGUUACGUCGUGACGCGGAGACACUAACGCGUCGACUGACUACUAAUACACUAUGGUGGCGGUGCAGCUGCUUGCCUCGCUGGCGCUUCUUGUAAUAACGCUGCCAAGCGAAAUUGACGCCCAAAUGUCGCACAAUUAUGCGAGUGUGUUGGGACUGAGCUAUAGGUUCUAUGAGGCUCAGAUGUCUGGCAACGUGCCUUCCUGGUCGCGUGCCUCCCAGGCGGCCGGCGGCUGGCGCAACAAGAGCCACGCCCUCGAUGGCACUGGCCCGGGCGGAGUGAACCUGGACCUGUCAGGCGGCUGGUAUGACGCGGGAGAUCACCUGAAGCUGCACCUGCCUCUGGGCGUGUCGGUGAGCCUUCUGUCGUACGGCGCCCUCACCUUCGAGGCCGCCUACCGCGCCGCGGGCCAGUGGGACAUCGCCGUGCGCAACCUGGACUGGGCGGCCUCCUACAUCGCCAAAUGCCACACACAGGCCAGCGACACACCCGCCGACAACAAGUUCGUGGCCCAGAUUGGCGAUGUGGCCACGGACCACAACACCUGGUGGGGCCGGCCGGAGCAGCAGCCCGAGGGCGGCGCCCAGGGCUCUGCGGGCUAUCGACCCGUGUACGUCAUCACGUCAAGCAGCGGCAAGGGCGCUGACAUUGUGGCAGAGGCGGCGGCGUCGCUGGCCAGCGUGUCGCUGCUCCUCAAGCGCCCUGGCACCUACUCCAACACCACCAAGGCCGCGGCAUUCCUCGCGCGCGCCAAGCAGCUCUUCGAGUUCGCCAAGACCCUGACCGGCGGAACGUGGGCGCCGCCUGAUAACAACGGCGCGUACGGCAGCUCCAGCUGGAAUGACGACAUGGCCUGGGCGGCGGCGUGGCUGUGCAGGGCAAGCGUGGAUGAAGGCGUGACGCCGACCAACAGCGCCGCCUGCGCCGCCGCCCUUGCGUACUGGAAGCCGUUUGUGGGCAACGCAUGGGAGGUGCAGGACGUGAACUGGGACCGCAUGGCCGGUAUGGCGGCGGUGCUCCUCCGCGACGUGGGCGCCGGCACCGCCACCGACGUCGCCACAUACAACACCGCCAUCAACGCUGUGCUGAGCCGGUGGAUGGAGCCCGGCACACGCACGUGCAGCAGCGGCGCCGCGCCGCCCUGCUACACCUCGGGCGGCUUGGUUUGGGGCAGCGAGUGGGGCAGCUGUCGGCACACGGCCAAUGCGGCACUGGUGGCGCUGGCGGCGGCGCGCGGUGACGCCGGCGCGGGUCUGGAGGUUGCCUACAGCACGCGUGUGAAUCGCAACUGCUGGGCACGAAGCCAGGUCGACUACAUGCUCGGCAGCAACCCGCAGAGCCAGUCGUACGUGGUCGGAUACAAGCCCACGACCUCCCACAAAGCUCCCGAGAAGCCGCACCACCGCAGCAGCAGCUGCGCCACCAACUACGCCACCCCGUGUGACUGGAACGCGCUGGACGCGCCUGGACCCAACCCGAGUGUGCUCCUGGGCGCGCUGGUGGGCGGUCCGGACCGCUACGACGCCUACACCGACAACCGGCGCGACUACGUCAAGAACGAGGUGGCACUGGACUUCAACGCAGGCUACACGGGAGCGCUGGCGGGCCUGGCGGCUGUUGACGCCGCAAUCAAGGCCGCGGGAUGCACAUGGACCUCCUACUGCGCCCUCACCUGCACCGUGAGCGGCAACACAGCUGGCCCCUUGCCGGCCGGGCCCUCUCCCUCGUCGUCGCCCUCUCCCUCGCCUUCGCCCUCUCCCUCGCCUGUGCCUUCUCCCUCGCCUUCGCCUUCUCCCUCACCUUCACCGUCUCCCUCACCUUCACCGUCGCCGUCACCUUCACCCUCUCCCUCGUCUUCACCAUCCCCCAAGCGCUCCCCCAAGCCUUCACCCAAGCGCUCUCCCAAGCCCUCACCUAAGCGCUCUCCCAAGCCGUCUUCCAAGCCCUCUCCUCCUUUCUCCAAGCCCUCUCCCUCCCCUUCCCCGAAGCCCUCUCCUUUCCCCUCCUCCUCGCCAUCGCCCUCCCCGUCUCCCAAGCCCUCCCCCUCGCCGUCGCCGUCGCCGUCGCCCAGCCCCACCACCUCAACCUGCAGCUCGAGUGACUGGGCGUGUGCGGCAUGUGCCAACACCUGGGUUCUGGACCAGAACGCCUGCCGCACUUGCGUCUCCACCUUGCGCGCCAAGGGCUUAGACGCCGGCAAGUGCACCAACUCGUGCUCUGGCAUCGCCACCGCCGCCCUGCAGACCGUUUGCAUGGGCACCUGCGUCCCCAACUCUGCCGCGAAAGGCACUGACUGGGGCUGUAACCAGUACUGUGGGGCCUCCUCCCUAGUGGGCACAGACCCGGCCCGUGCACAGCAGUGCGCCGCCUGCGUUGCCGGAUGGUCAAAUCCGUGGGACUGUCAAAACUGCAUCGGGGUGACCAGCGACCUGUCUGACGCGGCGGCCGCUCGUGCGUCUUGCAUGACCUGCCUCACCACCACGAACAUUGGCGGCGCUGCCUGCGCCGAGUGCAACAAGCUUACAAGGACCGCCGCACGCAGUCCGUGCCAGGCGUGUGUGGCGGGCGGCAAGGCGUUGUGGGAGUGCGCACAAGCCAACGCCGGCCGCCACCGGCUGAGCUGACCUGGAGUGAUCGAUGGGAACGCAGUAAUGGCGCGCAUUAAAUCGCAAGUUAUAGCAGACUUCUGGUCUAGGUUACAAUCGUAUGUGUGUCUUGGUGCCAAACCGAGGGGGUGGGACCGAGUCUCGCCAGGCCACCCUUGGAUUGAGCGAAGAGCAGAUGGAAGUAUGAAGCUGAACAGACCACGAAGUGUCAUAAUGGAAGAGGAGGUGGAGUGAUGGCACCUAGUAACAUGUUCGGUAUGGCGGGAGGAGCGUCCUAUGGGAGCAAGCCUACUAGAGCUAGAGUAGGCCGACGGCGCUGCAGGCGGCACGCCCCUGGGGUCCAGAGCAGGGUGUUCGUUCUCCACGUCACUGGCUCGUGAACUGCGUCAGCAGGUCCCUCUUGUAACCAAUGCAAUCU